Molecule: messenger RNA, 1362 nt
Organism: Cynara cardunculus var. scolymus (artichoke)
Lineage: Eukaryota; Viridiplantae; Streptophyta; Magnoliopsida; Asterales; Asteraceae
Product: 3-oxoacyl-[acyl-carrier-protein] synthase III, chloroplastic-like
Exons: 8
Coding region: 42-1187 (381 amino acids)
Biological process (GO): fatty acid biosynthetic process
Cellular component (GO): chloroplast
Molecular function (GO): 3-oxoacyl-[acyl-carrier-protein] synthase activity
Source: RefSeq, a predicted model, not a curated record
AAUAUUGAAACUUUAGUUUAAAAAAGUAAUCUUUAAUACCGAUGGCAAAAACAUUUGAGAUUUUAGCACCAACUACGAAGAUUUCAUUAUCUCUAGAUGCAAAUCGACCUCGUUUCUAUUCCCUCAAUAUAUUUUCUAAAAGGAUUACCUGCAGCAACACUUCUCGAACGUCCAGGCUAAUUAGCAAGGGAUGCAAGUUAGUUGGGUGUGGGUCAGGUUUACCAAAUUUGCAGGUUUCAAAUGAAGAUCUUUCUAAGGUUAUGGAUACUAGUGAUGAAUGGAUAUCUAGUCGAACUGGAAUUCGUAAUCGACGAAUUCUUUCAGGCAAUGAAAGCUUGACAGAUUUAGCUGUAGAAGCAGCUAGAAAAGCUCUUCAAAUGGCGGAGGUUGAACCCGAUGAUGUGGAUUUAAUACUGUUCUGUUCAUCUACCCCAGAAGACCUAUUUGGUGGUGCUCCCAUGGUCCAAAAAACACUUGGAUGUAAAAGAAAUCCACCAGCAUUUGACAUCAGAGCUGCUUGCAGUGGAUUUCUAUUAGGCCUAAUCUCAGCUUCCUGUUAUAUUCGGGGAGGUGGUUUCAAGAACGUUCUUGUGAUUGGAGCUGAUUCUGUAUCUCGUUAUGUUGAUUGGACGGAUAAGGGGACCUGCGUUCUCUUUGGUGAUGGUGCUGGUGCUAUUUUGGUUCAGGCAUGUGAUAGCGAGGAGGAUGGUGUAUUUGGUUUUGACUUGCAUACUGAUGGAAGUGGCAACAGGCACUUGGAGGCUGGUAUAAAGCAAAAUGAAACAGAUCUUGGUAAUGGUUCAGUCUUGGGGUUUCCCACUACACAACCAUCUAUUUCAUAUAUUCAAAUGAAUGGACCAGAGGUUUUUCGUUUUGCUGGUAAGGUUGUGCCACAGACUAUUAAGGAUUCAUUGGCAAAGGCUGGUCUUAAGCUGUUAGACAUAGACUGGUUGCUUAUCCAUCAGGCUAACCAGAGGAUCAUUGAUCGUGUAUCGGCAGCACUCGAUUUUCCAAAGGAUAAAGUGAUAUCUAAUUUGGAAAAUUACGGUAACACAAGUGCUGCUUCCAUUCCAUUGGCAUUAGACGAAGCGGUCCGAAGUGGGCGGGUGAAGCAAGGUCAAACCAUCAUGACUGCUGGCUUCGGCGCUGGUCUUACAUGGGCUUCAGCCAUUGUGAGAUGGGGUUAAAAAGUUGUAGUGAACGGAUGCUUAAUUGAUGCAAAAAGAGUAGAAGAAGAAAGAGAUGAUUAUGAAGUUUUUCUCCUACUGGUUUUUUUGGUGUCUCGCUAUUAUUAUGGAAUAAAGGCUAACAAAGAUUGAACUAAAAGAUAAAGAAAGAAAUGGAGUAGUUGUGAGUUGGUCA